Ficedula albicollis (Collared flycatcher) is the source of this 947-nucleotide messenger RNA. RefSeq names its product breast carcinoma amplified sequence 2 (gene BCAS2). The transcript is spliced from 5 exons. NCBI's taxonomy places the organism in Eukaryota, Metazoa, Chordata, Aves, Passeriformes, Muscicapidae. The record is from RefSeq and is a predicted model, not a curated record. Gene Ontology annotation, cellular component: catalytic step 2 spliceosome; precatalytic spliceosome; Prp19 complex. The annotation marks the transcript as partial. Gene Ontology annotation, biological process: mRNA processing.
CCCGCCUGUCCCCGCCUGUCCCCGUCCUUCCCCGCACACCCCUCCUGUGCCUCUCCCCUGUUACCCGUUUGUGUCCCGUCCCCCUCCAACCCACCAUACCCAGCUUGUGUCGCCCCCGGUCCCCUGCUGUCCCUCACCGCUAUCUUCCCACAGACCGAGAUCAUGCGGAACGAGUUCGAGCGCCUGGCGGCCCGGCAGCCCCUGGAGCUGCUCAGCAUGAAGAGGUACGAGCUGCCCGCCCCGUCCUCCGGGCAGAAGAACGACAUCACGGCGUGGCAGGAGUGUGUGAACAAUUCCAUGGCACAGCUGGAGCACCAGGCUGUGCGCAUUGAGAACCUGGAGCUCAUGUCCCAGCACGGCUGCAAUGCCUGGAAGGUGUACAACGAGCAUCUGGUUCAUAUGAUAGAACAAGCCCAGAAAGAGCUUCAGAAAUUGAGAAAAAACAUUCAAGACCUGAACUGGCAGAGGAAGAACAUGCAGCUCACAGCUGGGGCUAAGCUUCGAGAGAUGGAAUCCACGUGGGUCUCUCUUGUCAGUAAAAAUUAUGAGAUUGAACGAACUAUUGUGCAGCUGGAAAAUGAAAUUUCACAAAUCAAGCAGCAGCAUGGGGAAGCAAACAAGGAGAAUAUCCAGCAAGACUUUCAGUGACUUAAUCCUGACUUCUCUUAGUGCAGCAUGUGUCAAAAACUACAAACCAGGCACUUUGGAGAUGCUGUGUUUGUAGACACCUCUAGUUGAAGUUGUGUGAGGUGGUAAAAGAGUGUUUCUGUUGUUUCUUUUCCUUGUUUCAAAUUCUAGGAGGAGGUAGGGUGGACUCAAAACAUCCUGUUCAAAUGUAUUACAGGCACCAUUAAAUGUACUGUGAAUUGUUUCACUUUUUAUAUACUUAAAGCAGGAGCUCGUGUUGUUGUAUUUUCCCCUACACCUUAAUAAAUCCUGUUUUGCUA